ACACUCCACCAUAAUAGAACUGCGGGCCCGAGUUACGAAAAAGUAGAAUUUCUAUUGAAUUGUCAUGCUUUUUUAGUCAGUUGUACGCACAUUUACUGACUAGAGAUCUAUACUAGACUUGACGAUGGCAAGUCUGCAGGGUCUUCAGCUGGUGCGUAACUUCUUCACUCGGGCUGGAGGGUUAUCAAUCAGAGCGACACAAGUACUCAGAGCCGAGCCUCCCAAGAAGAAGAAACGAGUUGAUCCCAAGCAGGAGGUUAUGAGACAACAGAGAUUACUCAAGAAACUCAAGAAAAUUCAGUUUAAGAUGGGUGAUCCUGAACUCAAGCCUAUCGUAGACUUCGAUGUAGACAGAAAACUGAUGGAAGAUGAUAGAAAGAGAGAUGACAAUGAAGCAGACUUCGAAACAUCCGAAGAAAGAGCUCGUUUGCAGAAGGCAUGGUCUCGUUAUAAAUUCCAGCAGCAUGUGACAGAAACUAACACCAUCAAGAAAUCAAUCAGAUCACAGACGAAAGCCCUUGAGGAGCUGAGAUUAGAGUCUGAAGAGCUUUAUCAAGCUGCAAUCCAGAGAGAUCCAGGUUUGUUUCCUCUGCUAAUCACCGGUCCUACAUACACCCCACCUGUGACGGACUACUCAGCGGUUAGUCCUGAUGGAGACUAUAUAGACGUUACCAAGCAGUAUAAAUGAUUGAUGCGGACUACUCAGCGGUUAGUCCUGAUGGAGACUAUAUAGACGUUACCAAGCAGUAUAAAUGAUUGAUGUGGACUACUCAGCGGUUAGUCCUGAUGGAGACUAUAUAGACGUUACCAAGCAGUAUAAAUGAUUGAUGCGGGUUAGGAGAUGCAUAGGGUGGUAUUCUCGAAAGCAGACUAACUUUAGUCCAUGAUUUAAUCCACCGACUAACUUUAGUCCAUGAUUUAAUC
Molecule: messenger RNA, 924 nt
Organism: Strongylocentrotus purpuratus (purple sea urchin)
Lineage: Eukaryota; Metazoa; Echinodermata; Echinoidea; Camarodonta; Strongylocentrotidae
Product: 39S ribosomal protein L40, mitochondrial
Exons: 5
Coding region: 125-688 (187 amino acids)
Cellular component (GO): mitochondrial large ribosomal subunit; mitochondrial ribosome
Source: RefSeq, a predicted model, not a curated record